GCACAUUGAAUCUUCUUCCUUAACUUAACUCAAAACCCCUAGAAAGAAAGAAACUCAAAACCAGUGGUCGGCCAUGGCUGCUGCCACUAAGAAAACCUGCAACAAAUCAUUUUGUGAAGAUUAUCUGUUACUAAGCCCUAAAGACGUAGGAUUAUGGGAUCUUAUUAUGAUUUUGAUCUCUAAAAACAUCGAAAACAGGAAGUUCAUCGACUGUCCAGCUGGAACUCUCGAAACAAGCUUUUCACGUCGUUUUAUUAUCUUCAUAUCCAUUGUUGCUCAGAAGAUUCUUCAUUUGCUUUACGGACCUUUGUAUUGGCUUGGAUCUUUGAUCGAAUUUGUGCCCAACUUUUUCGAUGGCAAUGGCGGAUUUCUCAAGCUUCCUGUUCGUCUCAUUACAGGAAGAUUGGUGCUACCUGAUAGGAAGUCUCCGGAAUAUUUGUCCGCAGUAGGGUUGGGGGAUAUUCGAAGGAAUUUAGACAGUAAAAUUAAGCAUGAAGAUCCCAGAUACACCAGUGCACUUGCCGUAAUGGCUGCUAAAUCUGCAUAUGAAAACCCAGCUUAUAUCAAAGAUACGGUCGAGAAACAUUGGAAGAUGGAGUUCUUGGGAUUCUUCAAUUGUUGGAACGAUUAUGAAGAGGAUUACACGACACAAGGGUUUAUGUGGAGCGACAAAACUGGGGAUUCUGAGCUCAUAGGUGUUUCCUUCAGAGGCACGUCACCUUUCAACGCUAAAGAUUGGUCAUCUGACGUAGAUCUUUCAUGGUACCACCUCCCUACGAUAGGUAAGGUCCAUGCUGGUUUCUUGAAAGCCCUAGGGUUACAAAAAAGCCAAGGCUGGCCUAAAGACAUCAACGCGGACGAACAAAAACCCUAUGCUUACUAUGCCAUGAGACAGAAACUCAAGGAACGUCUUCGAAAGAACCCAUACGCCAAAUUCUUAGUAACAGGCCAUAGUCUGGGAGCAGCAUUAGCAACCGUGUUUCCUGCCAUUUUGGCAUACCAUAAGGAGAUUGAUUUGCUAUCUAAACUUGAAGGGGUGUAUACAUUUGGACAGCCUAGGGUUGGAGAUCACAAAUUUGGUGAAUACAUGAAAGAAGUGUUGGUAACUCAUGGAUUGAGGUACCAUAGGUUUGUUUAUUGCAACGAUUUGGUACCUAGAGUGCCUUUUGAUAAUUCUGAUCAGUUGUUCAAACAUUUUGGUGGCUGCCAUUAUUACAAUAGCUUCUACAAGGGACAGGUGCUCCUUGAAGAGCCGAAUAAGAACUACUUCUCGAUAUUUGCUAUAAUACCCAUGUUUGUAAACGCAGUUUGGGAGUUAUUGAGGAGCUUCAUUAUCUAUUAUCAAGAUGGGCCAGAGUACUGUGAAACAUAUUCUUGCAGAGGGUUGAGAAUUUUCGGACUUUUGAUUGCAGGAUUGCCAGCUCAUGGUCCACAAGAUUACGUUAACCUUACAAGGUUGGGUUCACCGGAACUAUUCAAGUAUUCACCCACGCAUCAUUCAACCAACAAAGUCAAAUAAGUGUACCCCGGUACAAAAUAAAUUUGUACUAACGAAAAUGCUAGAAAAUACCUUAUUAUAUAUUUUGUAAUAAAAUGUUUAUG
This is a messenger RNA of Cynara cardunculus var. scolymus (artichoke), 1602 nucleotides long. RefSeq lists its product as uncharacterized. The transcript has 5 exons. Lineage: Eukaryota; Viridiplantae; Streptophyta; Magnoliopsida; Asterales; Asteraceae. Gene Ontology annotation, biological process: lipid metabolic process. The record is from RefSeq and is a predicted model, not a curated record. Gene Ontology annotation, molecular function: triacylglycerol lipase activity. Bases 74 to 1519 code for a protein of 481 amino acids.